This is a messenger RNA of Stylophora pistillata, 1517 nucleotides long. Its product is annotated as SUMO-conjugating enzyme UBC9-A. The record is from RefSeq and is a predicted model, not a curated record. Lineage: Eukaryota; Metazoa; Cnidaria; Anthozoa; Scleractinia; Pocilloporidae.
AGUCGUAGUUGACAGUGAUUGCAUGACUUCUGUACAACGUCCGAUUAGUUUUUGCGUUUUAUUGUCUUCUUUUGUACUGCAAAUUCGACUCUAGCAAGUUGAUUUCGUUUAGUUAUGUCUGGCAUUGCUUUGGGCAGAUUAUCAGAAGAGAGAAAAGCUUGGCGUAAAGACCAUCCUUUCGGAUUUGUGGCCAAACCGGUUAAAAAUCCUGAUGGUACUCUAAAUCUGAUGAACUGGGAAUGUGCGAUCCCAGGAAAGAAAGCGACCCCAUGGGAAGGAGGCUCUUUCAAAUUGAAGAUGAUAUUUAAAGACGACUAUCCAUCCUCUCCGCCAAAAUGUAAAUUUGAUCCUCCAAUUUUCCAUCCUAAUGUAUACCCAUCUGGCACAGUGUGUCUGUCUCUUCUAGAUGAAGAGAAAGACUGGAGACCUGCCGUCACUAUAAAACAGAUUUUAUUGGGAAUUCAAGACUUACUGAAUGAUCCAAACAUAAGAGAUCCAGCUCAAGCAGAAGCAUACACCAUUUACUGCCAAAACAGAUCAGAAUAUGAGAAACGAGUCAGAAGUCAAGCUGCAAAGUUCUCAAGUUCAUAGUGAAUAAAGAAAAAUAUAAAAUACUUCGCUAGCAGACGUGUAGGUUAACAGUGACUGGCAGAAAUUGGAUUUAUUUUUUCUCCGUUUGUAAACAACAAUGUGGAGUGGAGCAAGAAUUCAUCCGUAACUGCGUUAAUACCACAGCUGUUGUUGUGAAUUGGAAGGAACAAUCAUGUCUGUUAUUUUAGGAAGUUUCACAAUGUACAGUUCAACUAACUUAUACUAAAAAACAGCUAAAGUUCACCUUAGUCUAUGUUAGUUUUGUUAAAGCUUCUCUGUAGAAGGUUUGGGAGGGUUGUAAUGGCUGUAACUAUUCAGGGAGAUCUGUCAAAGUACACUCUCUAAUCCCAUUGUUUCUUAAGGAAUGAGUCAUUAUUUAUUGUCUGGUGGGACGGAGGAUUUUAAUCGUGUCACAAUAAAAUUUACCUGAUCUUCCCAUAAGACCUGUAGUAAUCUAAUGGUCCCUGUCAUUGGCAGUCAAUUUUCUAUAGUUUCCUGUUAACCUCUGUUAGCUACAACUGAUGCCCCCUCUGUACCCCCCUAAAAUUGUGUUCCCCCAAAGAAAUCCUUCCACCCACCCCAUACCUCCAGGUGAUAACUAAUGACAGGUCCUUAAUUCAUUCUCUUUUUUUUGUUCUUGAUUAUUUGACUAAACCAAAGGCGAUAAGUAAGAUAUACCCCAAUACGAUUUGACGAACAAUCUCUAGAUUUUUUAUUUAAUCUUUAGUUGUAGAUGUAAUCAGAGGUGCAAAGCUUUACUGUUUUGAGUGUAAAGUGCCUGUUUCUAGGGAUCCAGUGAAACCAGUAGUGUUGGGAUUGUAAAGAGUUCAAAGAAUACCUCAAAGCACCAAUCAUAAUGCUCUAAUGUUGACAACUGCUAAUGAUUGGUUCAGCCUCUGGCUUUCAUUAAAAACGUCAAAAAAUAA